UCUUUUGCGCGCUAAAUGUUUGGGUUGUGGCGGAAUGAGAAGUAAUGAAUUUGUUGGAUCGGGUUAACAAUUAUUUGAGAAUACCAAAAUUUAAAUAAUAACUAAAAAUUGAUUUUUUUUUGGAUUUUAAUGGGCCUAUUUGGGUUUUAGUACGGUGAGCUUAACCUCACUUUACGUUUGAAAAAUGAAAUAAUUUUUUUUUUAAAAGCAUUCGGAAGCGCUCUGACAAUUUUUGUUAUAUAUAAACAAUUGUUUACAUGGUGAAACCAAAUGAACUUUAUUGUAAAAAAUGGACAUUGAUUCUGAUGAAGCCGGGAAAGAACGUCAGAAGCGGAAAAGAGAUGAUGACAGCUUUGAACAAAACCCUGCAGUUCCACCUGCAUUCUGCAUUUGGGAGAUGAUCGUUAACCCUUUAAAGAGCCUCUUUGAGGAUUUGGAAACCUCUCACGAAGACCUGAAAGCUCUGAUAUACUCGCUGGCCAAGGCUUGCAAAGAUUCCACCGAUACAUUCUACCCUUCUGGCAAGGGAGUCUCGCCCCCAACUUACGAGCUGUGGGUGCAGCAGUAUACGAACUUCGACAUGUGGCUCCUUGGUCGCUUGUUUUACAUGCUAGGUUACGAGAAGCUGCAGUACCUGCAUGCUGUGUGCACGGAAGCUCAGCUGAAUAUUCUGUACAUCUUGCAAGUGAACCAUUACGAAAUCUUUGAACGAAUCCUCCAAGAGUACCUCCAUUAUCUGACAGAUCUCGCCGAACUGCAGGUUCAGCAGACAUUGUGUUCGAGGGUGCCUGUGACCAUUGAGAGAUUCAGUUCCCAGCAUGAUGUGUGCCCAGGGCUUGAUUUGACUCAGAUUAAUGUGUCCAUUUGCGAUGAAAAUAUGUGCUCUAAUCUUCUGUGUCAUGUCUUACAGAUUUUCACCUCGCUGAUAAGCAGUAUUUCCGAGCACAUACCACUUUUUUUGAAACUGUGGAAAAUAGUGUGCAUGCUAGUGGAAUGUGGGUCUGUCGGGGUGAAGAUAAGUUCAUUGAAGAUGUUGUCUGUGAUGCUUCAGAACAACGCAUCUGAUUCACCCGAGUUUGUGAGGCACUUCAUCUAUGUUCUGAGAGCAAUUACGAAUGCCUCGUGGGCCGACCUGUCCGACGCUGAUUACGAGCGACUGUGUGAUGCCGUGCGUACAUCGCUGCAAGCGUUCAUAAACAGCGGGAAGUCUGUUUUGGCCUUGCACAAGGAUCACUUGAUAGAUGUCGGCCUGGAAUCUCUUCUGGCGGACGAAAGGGACUGUGUUGCAUUGGAACAUCUUCAUUCAUGUGCAAGUGAUCUGGUUGUAAAACUUCUUGCAGAGGAUGUGCAAUUAGAUGAUGCUCGUAUUGAAGCUCUUGGAAAUGCCGCCACAAAACCAUGCAUUAAGGUGUUGAUGUACUGUGUGAUCAGAGAACUACAAGCUACGAGCCCAAGAGGAAAUGAACACCCAUCAGUUGCUAAGCAAGACUGUGAAGUGCUAAUAGCUCAGGACGUUAGCUCCACGUGGUACAAGAUGUACACUCGCUUUCUGUACAUCAUGGAAUUUACUACAUCUGUCAGUGAUGUUCAUGUUUUACUUUCACUGUUGAGGGAACUCCACGACACAGUGUUCUGGGUAGCUGCGGCCUGCACUCUACAGGAAAAACCCUUCCAGAAUGUGAGAUUUUUCGGAGAAAAUGUGGAAUUGAUGAUAAUGUUUUUAGUGGACGCUAUUAACAGAAUGCCCAGAGAUUUCUCGGAUAAUGUUAAGAGUAAUGUGGUGGAAAAAACAAUCAAAAUUGCGGGAUGUUUUCUGCAAGUCCCUGAAAUGGAAAAUGUCUCCGCAAAGGCGUUGAAUACUGCAAUCGCCCUGGUCUCCCUGCCUUGGGUGGAUGAAAACAGCGAAUUUCUGGACCUCGGGAAAGAAUUUGUUGACAAUUUUGACAUUGCUUCAUUCAAGACCACCAGGUUCAAAUGUUUUUUGGAUCCUUCGCUGAGGAUGGAGUGCCUGGACCAGCUGGCGAGAGCCCCGCGUGACACAGCGGAAUCCUGGAGGCUCGGCGUCGUGAGGCAGUGCCUCUCGGGCCCAGACGGGGCGCUCCGAGCCCGCGCCGUCGCCGGCGUCCCCGUGCUCCUGUCCGCCAACUGUCACUCCGUCGCGGCCGCGGACGUCCUCUCGGCGGCGCUCGGGCAGCGGGACCCAGUGGUGGAGCUGGCGCUGUCCCGAGUCUUCGGCAUCGUGGCGUGCGUCCUCUCCGGCGAUCAUCGUCUCACCAGGGUGGUGUGCGAGGACUCGUACGUGAGGCACCGAGCCGAGUGCAGGCGCUGCGACGGCCCGGAGAGCGGUGGUGAGCACGGGAGCCGGUGCCCGCCCGUGGCGGAGCGCCUCCUGGCGGGACUCGCGUCCCUGCUGGACUCCCGACUGGCGGAGGUGCGGCUGAACGCCGCCCGAGCCCUCCCGAGGCUGUGCCGACACCUGGACCGGGGCGGCCGGUGCCUGGAGCCCGCCCGGUGGCUGGCCCUGCUCCGUGACGACGAUCGCGCCGUGAGGCUGGAGCUGGCGGGGGCCGUCGCCCCGCUGGCGCUCGCCCGGGGGCCGGCCCCCCGCCCCGGGUGCGACUCCCUGGCCGGGCUCUGCGGCAAGCAGCUCGUCGCCGCCGUCAGGUCGAGCCUGGCGGAGCCCCGGGAGGAACUGCAGGACUCGUGCAUGCGCGCCGUCGCGGAGAUCGGCCGAAUACCGGAGGAAAAUACUCUGCUACUUGUUGUUGGCUUGAUGAUCGUGUAUGCCUUACAUCCUGCUUCAUGCAAGAGCUCUGUCGUUAAAGUACACCUCAACCAGAUAGCUUCUGCUCGAAACACAAGUCCAGACAUUCUCUUCUGUCAAGUUCAGGAUGAACUCAGUGAUGUGAUGGCCGACUUGCUCCUGCAGAACCAGAGCUGCUCGAACAACUUCGUCUCGUGCGUGAGCAAGCUGGCGCAGGCGUUCGGCAUCGCCGUGUCGCUGGAGUUUGUGGGCGGCCUGAUCUGCCAGCUGCUGCCCGUCGUGGUGGCGGCCGUGCCAGGGUCCCGGGAGGCCCGCCGGCUCGUGGGCGAGAUGGCGCUGGCCAAGAAGAUGGACGCCAAGCAGCUCGUGGACGAGCAGUUCCAGUACAUCUACCCGCAUAUUUACAUGCUCAGAAAUGAGGAUAAUUUGCAAGGAUGCAUUUCUUUCAUGGAAGAGGUAACUGGGUAUUCUGUGUCCAAACUAAAAUGGCGUUCUUUUAAGGCAUUAUGCAGCGAGUUCCUUCUGUCUUACAAAUUUCGAUCCACAGAAGUGGUGAAUGCUCUGAAAGAGCUUGUGACGCAUAAGUCAGAGUCCAAAGAUUCCACAGAGCUAGUCACAGCAGAGAAUCUAGCGGACAAGCUGCAGCGACAGUUCCUCGGCGUGAUGGUGUGCUUCGACGACCGGCUGCGGUCGGGCUCGGUGUCUGACGCGGUGAAGAGGAGGGCGCUGCUCUCGCUGCCGGGCGUGAUCCGGCUGAUGGGGCCCCGGCACGUGACGCCCAUCCGGUUCAAGGUCCUGGCCAUCCUGCGCUCCGCCCUGCAGCUCCGCUCCAGCAACUUCCCGGACCUCUGCUGCGCCUCCUGGGACAGCUUCGUCCACAACAUUGACAUCUCGACGGUUGGCCCUCUGCUGGGUACGAUAUUCACGUCUCUCUUGCCGUACUUGGAGGAUUUCCAAGAAGAAGUGAGCUCAAUCUUCCAUUUUCUGGUGCGGCAAGAUAUUUUGAAGCCAUACUUGAAGGAUUUGUACUUCGUUCCAAACCACCCAGCCAUUGAGGGUGUGUACGCAACCAUUCAAGAGAACAUUGUGACUGGGAGGCCGUUCCUGGACACACUGAAAGAUGCCCUCUCUUACAUCACUCACGAGAACAUGGACAUUCGUUCUCACGGCUUGAAGCGCUUGAAGAAACUUCUGGAGUCCAACUAUGUGCAGUUUCAGAACUGUGUGGUCGGGGCAGAAGGUUUAGAUCCUGUUGUUACUGAGGUUGUGGAAAGUCUCAUAUCGAACUGCAGUGAUACGGAUAUCAGUGUUGCACAAGGCUGUGCCAUGUGUUUGGGAGAAAUUGGAGCAAUCGACCCUGGGAACCUUCCCCGCAGAAAAAGCACAGCAGAGCGUGCUGCUUUCCCACUCAGCGUGAAAACAGACAGUUUCGCGGUUGCUGCUCUCAACGAACUUGUGAGGUCAUUCCAGACUUGCAGGAACUCUGAAAACUUGGACGGAUUUUCCCUUGCGAUUCAGGAGCUUUUGAAGGCGUAUAGUAUUUCUCCUAAUGCGAAAGCUUCAAAGCGGCAUUUAUGGGACAGUUUCCCUGAUUUCAUGAAAGAGAUCAUGUCUCCGUUGCUGACUUCUAGUUACAAAAUAACGGUCAACAGGGUGUCAACAUACGUCCAUCCCGUGUACGGUUCCAGGUAUGGAAAGUCACUCACAGACUGGGCUUUCCACUGGAUAAUUAAACUCAUCCCGCUGAUGGAAGAUAAAUUUGCAGAGUCCAUCUUUGAUUCUUGUCUUUUUGCAAUGAAGAACAGUGCUCAAGUACUACUGUUCUUCUUACCGUACGUUGUCGUGCACGCGCUGUUCGCGUCGAGCCAGGAGACGAAGCGGAUGAUCCUGGAGGAGCUGCUGGCCCCGCUGGGCAGCGCCCUGCCGGCUCCGAGCUCCUCCGGCGCGGCCGCCUUCCUGCCCCUGCACCGCUCCCCCCCCCGGGCGUCGCCGCCGCGGGCUCCCGGCCCCCCAGGACCCCGAGGAGGGGGGCGGCGGGGCGGCGGCCCACGACCUCGCACCAAGGCCGUGUGCACGCUGCUGGACUUCCUGGACCGGUGGCGGCGCGAGUGGCGGCCCGGGGCGUGCGUCGAGGAGGCCCACUUCACCAGCGUCCGAGAGUUCUGCAGUCACAUAUCGAAACUGACGGUUGCUACUGCGAACUACAACUGCAUGGAAUACCCAAGAGCACUUAUUUAUGCUGAAACAUACAUUAAAGAGCAUCCGGACGAGUUCCAGAAUCAGCUGCCGUUACUUACAAAAAUAUUUGCCCAGCUCGACGAGAAGGACGCUGUGUCCGGUAUCCUCACAACUCAGCAGCAGGAGCCAUCUCUCGAGGACCUCAUCCUUGCCCAUGAAGUCAUGGGGAACCUGCAGGAUGUAAGUUCUUGCUACGAGAGACUUGCUCAAGAAAAACUGCUAACACCUCAGUUUAUGAAAGGAAUGGUGCGGUGCUAUCUCGCUCUCGACCAGCCGGUUAUGGCGUUGAGAGCUACAGAGAACAUCUUGACACACAGUCCCCACCUGGCGGUCGUCAUGUGCGAGCAGCAGGCGGAGGCGUUCUGGCAGCUGCACAUGUUUGACGAGCUGGCCGGCCUGGUGUCGCGGCCCGAGUUCGCCGGCGACCGGUCGUGGGGCAUCCAGGUGGGCAGGAUCCUCACCGACUUCCGGCGCCUGGACCGCGACGGCCUGCGCGAGAACGUGGAGGCGGCGCGCAGGAUGCUGCUGGAGGCCCUCGCGACGUCCAGCCUGGACAAGGGGGCCUACCACAACGGAUACGAGGAAGUUGUCAGGCUGCAGAUGCUGAACGAGGUGGAGGCGGCGGAGGAAAUGGUGCGAGGCGCGCUGCGGGGCACGGGCGACGCGGGGGCCGUGCAGGCGCUGGCGCACAAGUGGGGGCUGAAGCUGGAAUGCGUGCAGCAGUCGGCGGGCGUGCUGGAGCCCAUCCUCGCCCUGCGCCGCACCCUGCUGGACCUGGCGCGCCGGCUGCUGGAGCCCGGCGCCUCCGGAGCGCUGGAGCCGCUCGUCGGCCGGCUCUGGCUCAGCAGCGCCGAGCUCGCGCGCAGAGCUGGUUCGUACCACCAGGCGUACAACUGCAUCAUGAAUGCCCAGAAGUGCCACCUGAAGGAGGUGUUCGUGGAGAAGGCCAAGUGGCACUGGGAGCGGGGGGAGCAGGAGCUGGCCUUCAUGACGCUGCGACGCGGCCUCGAAGAGCACUUCCCCGACUCGGCCUCCUUCAAGAACAUGGCGUCCGACGAGAGGAAGGACGACCGCAAGCUGUGCGCGGAGGCAAAACUGUUGAUUGCUACGUAUAAUGACGAAACAGCAAAUGUGACAAUGGAUGUCAACAUAAACCACUACAAAGAAGCGAUGGAGCCAUAUAGGGAGUGGGAAAAGAGUCUUGUGUGUUUGGCCCAGUAUUACGAUCGUGUUGUGUCGACUGUGGCACCUGAAGAAAGGGACUUGAAAUUCGGGGACCUUCAAGUGAAUGCAAUACAUUGUUUUCUAAAGUCAUUGCAAUAUGGCUGUAACCAUAUCUACCAGUCAAUGCCUCGGCUGUUGAGCAUUUGGCUGGACUAUGGAACACGAUUUUAUGACGCUACAAAAAUUCGAACCUCGGCCACCACUAUUGAAAUCAUGAAAUCGCACAUGGAGAAAAUGUCUAAUCUAAUUGACACGUACUUGGACCGUCUGCCACCUUACAUGUUCCUUACAGCGUUUUCACAAAUCAUAUCGCGUGUCUGCCACACACUUCCAGACGUUUAUAAGAGAGUGAAAGCUAUAAUUGUGAAUUUGCUUAUUGUUUACCCACAGCAGUGUAUGUGGAUGUUCAUUUCUUCAUGUAAGUCAUCAUUUCCUGCACUCGCCAAACGAAGUCAAGAAAUUCUUCAUGAUCCAGCUGUCAAGCAAGCCAAGUUGAGCAAACUUAUAAACGACUUCAACAACUUGUCCGACAAGCUUAUUGAAUUGAUCAACACCCGAAUAGAUGAUAAUGUAACUUCCACGACCGUUAGUGCCAUCGUAAGAACUUUGCCCCUACUGUUUCGAAGCAACUUCAGCCCCAUCAUGCUGCCGAUGCAGAAACAGCGCUCCAUCAUGCUUCCCAGUUCAGAAGAUGGAAUCCAGACACAUGAUCCUUUUCCUCGGAGUGUCGUGUAUAUUGAAGGCAUGCUGGAAGAAGUCACCAUAUUGUCGUCUCUGCAGAAACCUCGCCGAUUUUCAUUUAGAGGCUCUGACGGGCAGGAGUACAUGAUAAUGGGAAAGCCAAAGGAUGAUUUGAGAAAGGAUUUUCGAAUCAUGGAAUUUCAUUCCAUUAUCAACAAGUACCUGCACAAAGACCCGGAGUCUCGACAGCGAGGUUUGAAGAUCCGCACAUACAGUGUGGUUCCGCUGAAUGAAGAAUGUGGCAUUGUAGAAUGGGUUCCCAAUUUAAUUGGUCUUCGCCCAAUUAUGUUGAAAUUGCUGAAAGAAAAAGGCCAGCAUGUUUCUGGCCGUGAGCUAAAGAAAAUGAUGUGUGCUGUGAGCGAUCCACUGCCCAAAAAGCGCCAAGUGUAUUUGGAACAACUUCUGCCCAAACAUCCUCCAAUACUUGAAGAGUGGUUUCGGCAAACUUUCGCAGAUCCCUACAACUGGUUCUGCGCCCGAACCGCGUACAUCAGGACAGCGGCAGUGAUGUCGGUGGUGGGGUACAUAGUCGGCCUGGGGGACCGGCACGGGGAGAACAUCUUGCUCGACUCCACCACGGGGGAUGCCAUUCACGUUGAUUUCAACUGCCUCUUCAACAAGGGCGAGACGUUUGACUGGCCAGAGCGCGUGCCUUUCAGGCUGACCCACAACAUGGUGGUCGCCAUGGGCCCCAUGGGCGUGGAGGGCACGUUCCGAAGAACCUGCGAGAUAACGCUGAGGAUGAUCAGGAACCAGCAGAACGCGCUCAUGUCUGUCUUGAGACCAUUUGUCUACGACCCCACCGCCACUUUGGGCAACAUGAGCCGCAAGGGGCACUAUGAGUUCACCAACGAACAGGCUGUCAAACACAUUCAAAAUAUUGAGCUCCGAAUCCAAGGCAGAGUGAAGAGCAAGAACAAAAGCUUCACUUUAUCUCUGUUGUCUGUCGAAGGCCAAGUGAACAACUUGAUCCAAGAAGCAACCAGCAUAGACAAUUUGUGUCAGAUGUACAUAGGUUGGGGAGCAUUUUUGUGAGCGCCACAAAGGAUUUGUUUGUGUUGUAUGCUAUACCUAUGUGAAUUGACAUUUGUUCCUUAUUAGUUGAUGAUUCAACACUGGAAAUACGUGUAUUUAUUUUUGUAUUUUUGUUAUUAAAGGUUAUGAUGAAUUUCAUCUUCAAAA
This is a messenger RNA of Bacillus rossius redtenbacheri, 8149 nucleotides long. It is a transcript of the gene mei-41, whose product is annotated as serine/threonine-protein kinase ATR. Gene Ontology annotation, biological process: telomere maintenance; DNA damage checkpoint signaling; protein phosphorylation. Gene Ontology annotation, cellular component: nucleus. Gene Ontology annotation, molecular function: protein binding; protein serine/threonine kinase activity. The record is from RefSeq and is a predicted model, not a curated record. Lineage: Eukaryota; Metazoa; Arthropoda; Insecta; Phasmatodea; Bacillidae.